Messenger RNA from Lycium ferocissimum, 2810 nucleotides. Its product is annotated as BEL1-like homeodomain protein 2. Gene Ontology annotation, molecular function: RNA polymerase II cis-regulatory region sequence-specific DNA binding; DNA-binding transcription factor activity, RNA polymerase II-specific. NCBI's taxonomy places the organism in Eukaryota, Viridiplantae, Streptophyta, Magnoliopsida, Solanales, Solanaceae. Gene Ontology annotation, biological process: regulation of transcription by RNA polymerase II. The record is from RefSeq and is a predicted model, not a curated record. The coding region runs from base 466 to 2769 and encodes 767 amino acids. The transcript is spliced from 5 exons.
CCUCUCUCUCUCUCUCUCUCUCUCGAGGGUGUGUUGCUUUCUAUGAAAGAGAGAGAGACUCUCACAACACACACAGACACAAACACAGUUAUGUGUGAUUUUCAUAUAUCUACACACAUAAAACCACAAUACAUGUCACAGUUGAAAGAACUCCAUCUUCCUUUUUAAAAUAUUUUAUAUUGCUGCAAGAUAGUUCAACUCUUUUUCCAGAAGGCGAUUGCAGAGACAUACAUACAGAGAAAGGAAAAAAGAAAAGAGGAGAGAAAGAGAAAGAUAAAGAAACGACAGCCUCAGAAACAACAGACAACAGAGAAAUAGAGAGAGACACUCACACAGCUUUGGCUUUCAAAUCCCACGAAGAGAAAACGAUAUCUGAGAACCCUUUGUACCCCUUUACCGACCUACUGCAAUUCUUAUGAGACACAUGAGCAGAAAAGAGAUGAUGAAGAAGAAGACAACGCUGCCAUGGGUAUAGCAAUAACAACAACACCUCGUCCAUGUGAUACGUCUCAUAAUUCAAAGGUUCAAAAAUAUCAAAUUCAUCAAGUCUCGGAAAAUCCCAAUUCUAUGUCCCAAGAUUAUCAUCAUCACAGUCUCUUCAGUUUCCCAAAUGGGUUCGAGAGAACACAAGCCGAACAGCAGCACCAGCAACAACAGCAGCAACACAUGGCCGCGCAACAGAUCCGUCGAGAUAAAUUACGAGUGCAAGGGUUCGAACCCGCACCGUUUGAAGAAGAAACGAGUGGUCUUCCAGCAGUUUAUGAGACAGCUGGAAUGUUAUCUGAAAUGUUUAACUUCCCUCCUGGAACCGCAAACGCAACUGAAUUAUUAGAAACUCAAUUCAAUCCGAAUUAUAGACAGCCCAACCCGAAUCCACGACCACAACAAAUUCAUGCCACGGCCAUGGGGAACGAGUGGUUCGGGAACAGACAAGGUAUGGUAGUAGGUGGAGGUGCAAGUCAUCCAUUUGGAUAUGCAAAAAAUCAUAGUACUCCUAACAAUCAGAGUAUUAAUGCAGCCGAGUCCAUGCAACUUUUCCUUAUGAAUCCAAAGCCAAGGUCACCCUCACCAUCUCCUCCUAAUUCAAAUUCCUCUACGCUUCACAUGUUGUUACCGAACCCAUCAUCUACUUCAACACUUGAAGGGUUUCCCAAUCCGACUGAAGGAUCUUUUGGUCAAUUCAUGUCAUGGGGGAACGGAGGAGCAAGUGCCACCACCACAACCAAUCAUCAUCUCAAUACCCCAAAUGCAAUCGGAGGAUUAAACGUCGUAGAAAGCCAAGGACUUUCUUUAUCUUUGUCAUCUUCGUUACAGCACAAGGCCGAGGAAUUACAGAUGAGUGGGGAAGCUAGUGGAAUGUUGUUUUUCAAUCAACAAGGAGUUGGAGGAGGGUCUAGUUCUGGACAAUUUCGAUACAAGAAUUCUAAUAUAGGUGGAUCAGGAGUAAGCCAAGACAUUCAUCAAGUCCAUGUUGGGUAUGGGUCUUCAUUGGGAGUGGUCAAUGUGUUGAGGAAUUCCAAGUAUGCGAAAGCUGCCCAAGAACUGCUGGAAGAAUUCUGCAGUGUUGGGAGAGGCAAAUUCAAGAAGAAUAACAAAGCAUCUUCCACGAACCCUAAUUCGAACCCUAGUGGUGGCAAUAACGGUGGCGGUAACAAUGAAUCUUCACAAGAUCUACCUCCUUUAUCAGCUGCUGAUAGGAUUGAGCAUCAGAGAAGGAAGGUCAAACUUUUAUCUAUGCUUGAUGAGGCACAUAGGAGGUACAAUCAUUACUGCGAACAAAUGCAGAUGGUUGUAAAUUCGUUUGAUCUCGUGAUGGGUUUCGGUGCGGCAGUUCCCUAUACAGCACUUGCACAAAAAGCCAUGUCAAGACACUUCAGGUGUUUAAAAGAUGCAAUAGCAGCACAAUUGAAGCAAAGCUGUGAGCUGUUGGGAGAGAAAGAUGCAGGAACUUCGGGAUUGACUAAAGGAGAAACUCCGAGGCUUAAGAUGCUUGAACAAAGUUUGAGGCAGCAAAGGGCCUUUCACCAAAUGGGAAUGAUGGAACAAGAAGCUUGGAGACCCCAAAGGGGCUUACCUGAACGUUCUGUCAACAUUUUGAGAGCUUGGCUUUUUGAGCAUUUUCUCCACCCGUAUCCAAGCGAUGCUGAUAAGCAUCUGUUGGCAAGACAGACUGGUCUCUCCAGAAACCAGGUAUCAAACUGGUUCAUAAAUGCCAGGGUGCGGUUGUGGAAACCGAUGGUAGAAGAGAUGUAUCAACAAGAGGCCAAAGAAGAAGAGGGAGAUGAUAAUGAGAGAGAGCAAAGCCAAAGCCAAAACAGUGGCAAUAAUGCACAAACACCAACGCCUAAUAUGAGUAACUCUUCUUCUACUAAUAUGACAACAACUACUACAACAACAGCCCCUACAACUACGACAGCACUAGCUGCCCCUGCAGAGACAGGAACAGCUGCCAUUGCCAUAACAGUUACCUCAAGCAAAAGAUCCCAAAUCAAUGCCCAUGAUAAUGACCCUUCACUUGUUGCAAUCAAUUCCCAUACUUCCUUCUCGGAAAACCAAGCAUCUUUUCCGACCAACAUUCAUAAUCCCGACCCCGCCGCUUGCCGUCGCGGCAACUUUGCCGGUGACGAAAAUAAUUAUGGGACCACCCCAAAUACUGAUAAUAUGGGAUCCACCAUGAUAAGAUUUGGGACCACCACUGGUGACGUGUCACUCACCUUAGGGUUACGCCAUGCAGGAAAUUUACCCGAGAAUACUCAUUUCUUUGGUUAAUUAAAGAUUAUACUGCCAUAGUAAUUAAUUAGACCGAAUUU